Marmota monax (woodchuck) is the source of this 876-nucleotide messenger RNA. Its product is annotated as olfactory receptor 2J3-like. NCBI's taxonomy places the organism in Eukaryota, Metazoa, Chordata, Mammalia, Rodentia, Sciuridae. The transcript has a single exon. Gene Ontology annotation, biological process: G protein-coupled receptor signaling pathway. The coding region runs from base 1 to 876 and encodes 291 amino acids. Gene Ontology annotation, molecular function: G protein-coupled receptor activity; olfactory receptor activity. Gene Ontology annotation, cellular component: membrane. The record is from RefSeq and is a predicted model, not a curated record.
AUGGAAAAAAUCAAUGGAACUUCUGAAGGAUACUUCAUUCUACUGGGCUUUUCUCAUUGGCCUAACCUGGAAACAGCUCUUUUUGUUGAAAUCUCUAUGUUCUAUUUGAUGACACUGAUAGGUAAUUUGUUCAUCAUCAUACUGUCAUACCUGGAUUCCCGUUUCCACACUCCCAUGUACUUCUUCCUCUCAAACCUCUCUUUUCUGGAUCUCUGCUACACCACCAGCUCCAGCCCCCAAUUGCUGGUUAACCUCUGGGACUCAGAGAAGACCAUUUCAUAUGCUGCUUGUAUGAUUCAACUCUACUUUGCUUUUGCUCUGGGAACCACAGAGUGUGUCCUGCUGGUGGUGAUGUCCUAUGACCAUUACGCAGCUGUGUGUAAACCCCUGCAUUAUGCUGUCCUCAUGCACCCUCGACUCUACCAAUCCUUAGCUGUGGCUUCCUGGGUAAGUGGCUUUAUUAACUCAGCACUCCAUUCCCUCAUUACCUGCUGGGUACCCCUGUGUGGACAUCACCAAGUGGAUUACUUCUUCUGUGAAGUUCCAGCACUCCUGAAAUUGUCCUGUGUUGAUACUCAUGCUAAUGAGCUGACUCUCAUGGUCACAAGCUCUAUUUUUGUUCUCACACCUCUUGUCCUCAUUCUAACAUCCUAUGGUGCCAUUGCUCAGGCUGCACUGAGGAUGCAGUCAACUACUGGACAUCAGAAAGUCUUUGGGACGUGUGGAGCCCAUCUUCUGGUUGUUUCCCUCUUUUUCAUUCCAGUUCUCUGCAUUUAUCUUCAACCACCAACAGAAAAUUCUCAAGAUCAAGGGAAGUUUAUUUCCCUGUUUUAUACUGCUGUCACACCUAGCCUCAACCCUCUCAUCUAUACCUAA